AUGUCGCGUCGAAAACAGGGCAAACCCCAACAACGGAAAUCACAGUGUCCACUGGAGGAGGAGAACGACCUGCUGGUAUGUGGAGACUGCCAGACUCGCUUCCCACUGCACGACAUCGUGCACUUUAUCCGCCACAAGAAGCAGUGCUGCAACAAGGAAAACGUCCUCUCCUCAGACAAGGCCCCGUCCAAGCCGGAUGGCGGAAACAGCGACAUCCUCGGAGACAAGAACGAUGAUGGCGUGGAAGACAUGGUCGAUGAGGGCGUGGACAUGUCCAAAGUGUCCUCCCGGAGAGAGGAGGGCGAGGAGGCGACGAUGGACAACGACAGCGAGAAUGAGGAAGACUCCAUGGACGCGACAGAGCAUACGAACUUGGUGAUUGGGGAGGUUGUCAACGGAGAGGCGAAGGAGGGAAGGAGUAGGAAGAAAGAGAAAGAGAAGAAUGGUUCAGCCAGUGCUGGUUCCUCAUCUCGAGAAGGAAGGACGCCGCUGCGGCAGAGGCAGGUGGUGGAUGCCGAGUCGAACACCACCCAUUCAGAACCGUCAAGGUUUGUCUGCGAGACGUGCCGCAGCACGUAUACCUCAGCCUGGGCUCUGCUGCAACACGCCCAGAAGGAGCACGGGAUGAAGAUCUACACAAGCCCCAGCUCUACCGGCAGCCACUACCAGCAGUCGUCCCCGGCGUCCACGCCCUUAACCAGCGGCAUGUCUCCCAUAGAUUUGAUUGUGGCCUCGUCGUCACCUCGUAAUGGCUCAUCCUCGCCCUACCCUGUACACGCCCCGAAUCCUUUCACAUCGCCUUUCAGAUUGCCCUUGGACUCCCGCUUGUCCCACCCCACUUCUCUGAGUCCGUUCUCUCGUCCUCCCAACUUCGAUUUUGAUCUUAUCAGCGAUUACCGAUUACGUCCGCAGCUGAUCGGCCGAGGAGGUUCGGGUCUCGAACAUUCUUCCUUCACAUUAGACCGUGCACGGGCACACAUUUCACCAGUGCUGGACUCCCAGUAUGACUUCUACUCCAUGCGUCUCAAGCAGUUGGCCAGCUCUCCAGUGGUACCUCAGUCGAAAUCACAGUUCUCUGCCUCAAGUCAGCCGCAGCCACCCAAUGUUGCCGUGACCCCAUCCUCCUCCAAGGCCGAAAGCCCUCCUGCCGAAGCCUCGCUGACCUUGUCUUCAAGAAGAAGCAGUUUGGCUUCGGCUUUGAUUUUACCCCCAAAGCAGAAAGCAUGUGAAUUUUGUGGGAAAUCGUUCCGGUUUCUGAGUAAUCUGGUGGUCCACAGGCGCUCACACACCGGGGAGAAGCCUUACAAGUGUCCCCAUUGUCCCCAUGCUUGCACUCAGCAGAGUAAACUCAAGAGGCACAUGAAGACCCAUGCGAACAAAGUUAAAGAAGAGGAGGAGGAAGAAAUAUCUAAUGCUAUGCCUAACCAUAAAGAUGGAGAAGUUAAUGAUGUUGAUGAUGAUGACGACGAUGAUGAAGACGAUGAUGAUGAGGAUGAAGAAGAGGAGGAGGAAGAAGAAGAAGAGGAGGAGGGCGAUGAUGAAGGUGAUAUAGUGGAAGAUGAUUUCAACGACGAGGAGGUGAUUGAAAAGCACGAAGAACUGCAGAAAACUCGCGAGCGUUCUCGCGAGCCGGGAGAAAUCAGCCCCGAAGCCAAGAAGAUCAAAUUAGAACUGAACAUCGACGAGAGAGAUGAGGAAUAUAGCUUGCCAAGUGACCUGAGGUUCAAAGCCAAGCCUUCGGAGAGUUUACUCAGCGAGGUCAUGAAACGGACUGGUUUGAACGACAUCCAGACUUACAGCGAAGCCUACAAAGCAGCUUUAGCUGAAAGUCAGAAGGAGAGUGGUCACAGCGGAGAUAGAGACACAACAGAUGGUACUAGAGUUGUCGAAACUGAUAGUCCAGAGAGAGCACGUUCAAAGGCAUUUGGAGUCAAACGGGAACUCGGCUCUGACAAGGACUCUGCUAAAGAAAGUCAAAGGCGACGUGUAUUGUCAGGUCACCGUAGCAAAUCAGUAAAAGAAGAAAUGUCUUCUUCAGUUUGGCCGUCAACAAUAGAGGCUGCCUCUGCCAAUAACAUCGAUCCUGCAGCAGCGUCGGCUUACCCCCGUAUCCUUCCGUCCUGGCUCACGGCUGACAGCCCCAUUAGACUAUUCUUCCCCAGCUACCCCCCUCGCUUCUCCAGCGCCCACGAUCUCAACACCGAGAACCACAACGGCGUCAACCUCAGCCCCACUGUGCCCACAACCAGUGCCUUAAAAGCAGAGAGUCAGGGAACUUCUCUGCUGAAACCUAGAUUGACCAGUCCGCCAGCAUACCCGUCACACUUCCUGGGAUCAUCGAGCACCAGUAGUAGCCCAACAAGCAACCUUUUACUGUCCAUCAACGGCGGCAGCGCAGCAGCCACGCCGAGGAAGGAGCAUAGGAGAAAUGACACAUGCGAAUACUGCGGGAAGGUGUUUAAAAACUGCAGCAAUUUAACGGUACACCGACGGUCACACACUGGCGAGAAACCCUACAAGUGCAACCUCUGCAGCUACGCGUGUGCUCAAUCCAGCAAGUUAACCAGACACAUGAAGACCCACGGACGGUUCGGCAAGGAUGUCUAUCCCUGCAAGUUCUGCAACAUGCCUUUCUCCGUGCCCAGCACACUUGAAAAACACAUGCGCAAGUGCGUGGAGAACCGAACUGGGAGACUCCUUGUGGCAGAUCAUGGAGACAUGAGCUCAGAAUCCAACGGUGAAACUAAUCCUCACAGCGAAACCAAUCCGCUAGACGAAACCAGCCCGACAACAUAA
Molecule: messenger RNA, 2796 nt
Organism: Candidula unifasciata
Lineage: Eukaryota; Metazoa; Mollusca; Gastropoda; Stylommatophora; Geomitridae
Source: the annotation of a GenBank genome assembly